This is a messenger RNA of Egretta garzetta (little egret), 2614 nucleotides long. It is a transcript of the gene MMD, whose product is annotated as monocyte to macrophage differentiation associated. The transcript has 6 exons. The record is from RefSeq and is a predicted model, not a curated record. Gene Ontology annotation, cellular component: membrane. NCBI's taxonomy places the organism in Eukaryota, Metazoa, Chordata, Aves, Pelecaniformes, Ardeidae. Bases 6 to 692 code for a protein of 228 amino acids. Gene Ontology annotation, molecular function: pore-forming activity.
GGUUCAUGAACCACCCAGCUCCAGCAAACAGCCGCUACAAACCCACUUGCUAUGAACAUGCUGCUAACUGUUACACACAUGCAUUCCUCAUUGUUCCUGCGAUUGUGGGUAGCGCCCUUCUCCACCGGCUUUCUGAUGAUCGAUGGGAAAAGAUAACAGCAUGGAUGUACGGCAUGGGGCUCUGUGCGCUCUUCAUUGUCUCCACAGUAUUUCAUAUCGUUUCUUGGAAAAAGAGUCACUUAAGGACAAUGGAGCAUUGCUUUCACAUGUGUGACAGGAUGAUGAUCUAUGUCUUUAUUGCGGCAUCAUAUGCACCAUGGUUAAAUCUACGUGAGCUUGGACCUCUAGCGUCUCACAUGCGUUGGUUUAUCUGGCUGAUGGCUGCUGGAGGAACCAUUUACGUAUUUCUCUACCAUGAAAAGUAUAAGAUCGUGGAACUCUUUUUCUAUUUAGCGAUGGGAUUUUCUCCUGCUCUGGUAGUGACAUCCAUGAGUAACACCGAUGGACUUCAGGAGGUUGCCUGGGGAGGUUUGAUAUAUUGUCUGGGUGUGGUGUUCUUCAAGAGCGAUGGAGUCAUUCCCUUUGCCCAUGCCAUCUGGCACAUGUUUGUGGCCACAGCAGCUGCUGUUCAUUACUACGCCAUUUGGAAGUAUCUUUACAGAAGUCCUGCAGACAUAAUUCGUCACCUAUGAUAGAUAGAUAUAUGUAUCUAUCUAUAAAAAAAAAAAAAAAAUCUGCACUUGGCCUCUGUAACAGUAUUAUUUGACUUAAGGAAUUUGGGGAAAUCGGAAAAUUGCACAGAAAAACUGCACUGACUUUGGUAGUUCUCUGAACACAAUUACUGUGAACCGAUGUUGUAUGUGUCCCGCAAUUGCCCAUCAUAUGGCAAGUGCGGUAAAUAACCAAGAUACUGUACUGCAGUACUAAGAGUCCAUUCCAUGUUAGUAGAACUGGCUACCUGAUGUUUACAAAUCAAUUUUGUAUUCUAGUUUAAUUUUACAAUUUUUAACUAUGUGAAUUUUUCUAAAUUAGUGAUUCAAAUGGUGAAGUCAGUGCAAUAGUGAAAAUGUUACUCUCCUGAUCUGAAAUGGGUUUCUAUCACCUUUCCACUAGUCAUAUAUUAAACAUGAAUCACAGACAAAUAAUCUACUUUUACCACCCAUUAUCUUGGUAUAAUGUGACUUUUAUAGAAACUUUUUGUGUUUUUUGUAACUUUAAAAGUACAUUUAUUGAACUGAAAACACACAACUGUCAUCUAUGCAGUUACUCAUGUUGCAAAGUCUUGCAAGAAACGGUUACAUUCCACAUACUGUACUGACAAGCAAACAUGGUACCUCUUCCAAAGGUUGUAUUACAGGUGUAAUUGUAAUAACCACUACUACGAACUAAAAUUUAAAUGUGAUUCUGCAGAGUUUUAACACAAUAGUAUUCUGCUCAUCUAUAAAACCACUUAAACAGCACCUUAAUUUGGCUUUAUCCAAGGUGGAAAUGAAAUACUUUAAAAGAAAUGGUUAACACGUGUUUCUCCCCGAGAUUUCCCAGUUCUGCUCCGUGCUGCCCAGCCAGGCAGCAGUUUGGAUGAGCGCCAACUUACCAAAGGUUGGCAGUAUUAAGGAAGGUGGAGAGCUUUUAUCCCCCUGUCCUACCGGAGAGUCUGUCAUUUCUCCGGAAUAUGUAGACACAUAUUGGUGCUGUAAUAGUAAGGCUUGGAUUUUCAAAGGGAUUUAAAUUUUCUUGGGGUGGUUCUGUUGGGAAAUCCUGGUCAGAGCAGCAGGUACAGAGCGACUGCUGACCACUUUGAAUUCCUGGUUAUUGGUUCUUCACAAGCACAGCCUGUCGGGGAGAAGAGGUUGAAGAACUUGAUACGGUGUCGCUUGUCAUUCUGGGACUUAACUCAGAGUAAAACUGGUCUUUAAUUGUAUUGCUGUCUUUCUGUACAGGAAAAGCAAAUGUGGUAGGAAGUCAUGAUUGUAGAGCAUGUGCAUUAAAUGACCAGGUGUAGAAGAGUCAUUGUAAUACUGUUUGUCCAAUAAUUGUAUCCUGUCCCACUAUAUAAUGAAUGUCUUAUAUUAAGAUUGACUUUAUCCUUUUUCUAAUUUACUUGGUUUUUCUUGUCAGUAUUUAAAAACAAAACCAAAACGUGUUGCCUUUUUCAGAUUUUGUUCUGGAUAUUGCCUGUCUGCAAACAAUAAGCAGCAAGAUAGGGAAGUUUUUCAAGGUACCAUUUAAUAGUGCACCUAGAUUUGCCAGUGGGUUGCAUAUUUUAGAAUAUAUACAUUUGUAUAUGGAAUUUACACGAGGGACAAACUUUACGUCAAGGCAUUGAAGCAGACUUGCUGUACGGUGUUAGCAGGCGAUUGGAGACACGGCACCGCUAUAGCGGAGUAGUUAACUGCCCCAAAAGAGAACAAAUGGAACCGCUGGGCAGGUGAUUCCUGGUAGAACAGUCUCGCACAUCUGGAUGCCUCAGUUUUUUAACAUUGUGUCUAUUUUAAUAUUUUCCACUUUUUGUGAGUCCAUAUAUUUUGUUUAAAUGCAGUACUGUUAAAACCACUAAAAUACAUGUAAAGGUUUUCUGUAGUCAAAAGUGAAACUAUUGCUUGACUAUGUUUGU